Messenger RNA from Apis mellifera (honey bee), 500 nucleotides. RefSeq lists its product as uncharacterized. The record is from RefSeq and is a predicted model, not a curated record. NCBI's taxonomy places the organism in Eukaryota, Metazoa, Arthropoda, Insecta, Hymenoptera, Apidae. The coding region runs from base 99 to 431 and encodes 110 amino acids. The transcript is spliced from 2 exons.
UCGUCUACAGAAUAUAGUAUAUAAGUCGAAAGUAAAAUUCUCUGUAAAAUGUUUUUCGUGUAAUUUUGCAGUUAAACUAUCGUUAUAGAGAGUUCAUUAUGUUACGUUUUAUCGCAUGGAUUGCUGCUUUCCUCAUAUUGAUCGGAUCUGUUUGGUCACAGGAAGAUCUUUUUGAAGAAAAAAUUGAGCAUAGUAUGCCAAAAUUUGGUUUUACUUUUCUCGAACCUUUUCGAAAAUAUUUUUGUAACAAUUUUUGUAACAAUUCAUCAUCUCAAUUAUAUAUAAUGAAUUUUGCAUGUGCUAUCAAAUGUCCUGAAUUAUAUCUACCUCAUCAAACUUCAACAAUGAUGCCACAAUCAAGUACGAGUACACAAUCUUCAACUACUACUAGUGCUACUACUACAACUACUACAACUAUGAAGGCUCCAUAAGUGAUUAAUACAACUACAAUAUAAAUCAUAAUAUGCAUAUCUAAAUAUAUAGAUCAUUCUAGUAUUAAA